Messenger RNA from Grosmannia clavigera kw1407, 4056 nucleotides. RefSeq names its product cullin-binding protein. Gene Ontology annotation, cellular component: nucleus. Gene Ontology annotation, biological process: SCF complex assembly; protein ubiquitination. The record is from RefSeq and is a predicted model, not a curated record. Bases 1 to 4056 code for a protein of 1351 amino acids. NCBI's taxonomy places the organism in Eukaryota, Fungi, Ascomycota, Sordariomycetes, Ophiostomatales, Ophiostomataceae. The transcript has 3 exons.
AUGGCUACAAUCAACCCUGCCAGCGCCACGUCGGCCACCAUCAGCCAGCUGUUAGUAAAGCUGAGCGACUCGGACCCCGACUAUCGCUUCAUGGCGCUGAACGAUCUGCUAUCAGUCCUGGUUAGCGGCCGGCCAGAGAUUCUGCAAAACGACUACAACACGGCCGCACGGACAGCGGACCAUCUGGUCCGGGCCCUGGACGACCAGAACGGCGAGGUACAGAACCUGGCGAUUAAAUGCCUCGGAGGUCUUGUGCACAGACUGCCAUCGCCAAAUAUCGGGCCGCUCAUCGAAAAGCUGUCGACGCUGAAGCUGAGAAACUCGGUGGACACGGCGGUGCAAUCGCUGGCACUCAUUACGGUGAUCGCAGCACUACCUAGCCCGACACCGGGCGACCCGCCGUCCAAGGACACGGUGGAGGCAUACAGCAGCAUCAGCCGGAUGCUCAUCCCACGGCUCAUCGGCCGUCCGGUAUCGUCGGUGAAGCCGACAAACGCCAAGAACCUGCGCCACGCGUCUCGUAUCGAGGACAUGCUGGAGGUCAAUAGCAGCAUCGACAUGACGGCUGAGGCGGUGGACGUGCUGAUCGAGGUGGUGCGGUCUUUUGGGAUCCUGCUGCAGCCCGUGGAGGUGGAGGCGCUGCUGGACGUGGUGGUGGCGGUGCUGCACGACAGCCGGGCGAGCUCGGUGACGAAGAAGCGGGCGGUGGUGGCGGUGGUGAUCCUGGCGGUGUACCUCCCGGACGAGGCGCUGUCGGGCUUUAUCACGCAGACAGCAGACGUGCUGAACAGCGAGACGGUGUCGCCGGCGACCCAACGGCUGUACAUUUCGAUUUUGGGCUCGAUGGCGAGAUCGAUGGCGGUGCGGUUCCGCAGCUACAUCAGCAUUGUUGUGCCGUACACGUUGCAAGCGCUGGACCAGGAGCAGCUGGACGCGCAGCUGGAGAAGAUCGGAGAGGGCGACGACUCGGGCGACUUUAACGACGUGCGAGAGUCGGCGCUAGUGGCGCUUGAGGCGUUUCUGGCGUCGUGCCCGAAGCAGAUGCGUGCGUUCACGACGGAGACAAUGGGAGCGUGUCUGCGCUAUCUCAACUGGAAGGUGCGGCGGUGUGCGGCGAAGGCGCUACACACGCUGAUCUCGACACGGAGCAGCGGCGACCUACUGGAGAACGGAUUGUUGUACCGGGUGGCGGCGCCGGCGCUGAUCCGGCGGAUCCAGGAGCGGGAGGAGAACGUGCGGCUAGAGGUGAUUGCGGCGUUGUCGGUACUGGUGCGCAAGACGGGCGAGGGGAUGAUCCCCGAGUUUUCUCUGGACGGCAGCGACGGACAGGAUGAGAUGGCGCAGCUGCCGCAGAGCCGCAAGCGGCGGAGACAAAGCAGCUCGGUGGGCGGCAGGGCGUUGGGAGGGAGCGGCAGGGGCGAGGGCGAGGUGUCGUCGCCGACGCUGGAGCGGGCAACGAUUCCGGCGACUGGGCCGCGUGCCGACCUAGCGGAGAAGACGCCAUCGAUUGUGGCUGCGUGCACGAAGCUGCUCAAGGGCAAGCAGAUACCGACGAAGCAGGCUGUGAUCAACCUGCUAAACGACAUUGUGACGGUACAGCGUGGAGGGCUGUCGGAGUACCUGGAGCAGAUCCUGGAGCCGGUGAUCGAGGCGGUCAAGCCGGCGACGGCAGCGGGUACGUCGGGUUCGCUAUCGGUGGGCGGCGGCGGUGGUGGUGGUGGUGGUGGUGGCGGCGGUGGCAACGCGUCGGCGACUCCGGCGACGCUGCGGGUGGCGUCGCUGCGGUUGAUGGGCCACAUUGUGAGCAUGCACGUGUCGGUGACGCUGCAGCCGUACCUAAGCCGGAUUGUGGACGGGCUGCUGGCAGUAGUGCACGACCGGUUUUACAAGAUCUCGGCAGAGGCGGUGGGAGCAAGCGAAGAGGUGGUGCGGGCGAUCACGCCGCCUCGGGCGCGAGCAUCGGUGGCGUCCAAGUUCAAGCCGGAGCUACAGAAACUAUACGGUGUGUUGAUGGACCGGACGACCGGGUCGGACGUGGAUGCGGAGGUGCGGCAGAAGGCGAUCCACGCACUGGGCACACUCCUGUCCCACACGGGGUCGGCUGAGGGAGCCGGGCUGGUGUCGAUUGAGAAGCGGGCGGCAGCUCUAGAGGCGCUGCUGGAGCGGCUGCGCAACGAGACGUCACGGCUGGCAGCGGUGCGGGCAAUCGACACGGUGGCAGCAUCCGACCCAGGCUCGGGCUUAGGAUCACGCUUCGAGGCCGGCUGGGUGCGGCAGGUAGCGUUGGAACUGGCAGCACAGCUGCGCAAAGCCAACCGGUCGCUGCGCGGGUCGAGCAUCCAGGCACUGCGCCACCUGGUGCAGAGCCCAGAUGCACAGGGGCAGUUGGACGUGGCGACAGUGGAAGCGUUGGUAGCAGCGCUGCAGCCGGUAAUCACAGACAGCGACCCACACCUGCUGAGCCCGGCGCUGCGGAUCUUGGCAGUGCUGGCACAGGAGCAGGCGCAGCUAGCGGUGACCAAGGAGAUGAUCGGAUCGCUGUGUCGGCUGCUGCAGAGCAGCGUGGCGGCGACGGUGUUGGAGCCACUGCUGCAGCUGGUGACGGUGGUUGGACGUAGCGGACAGGGACAGCCGCUGAUGGCCGGACUGCUGCAGGACGUGGGGAUCGCGGGCGACCCGGCAGUGGUGGGCAAGGUGGUGGGUAACCUGCUGGUGGCAAGCGGCAGUUCUGCUGGCGUGACGAUCGACAGCUUCAUCAAGGAGACGCAGACGUCCAGAGCAGACCCGUUGCGGGCGAGCCUGGCGCUGGCCGUGCUGGGCGAGGCAGGCCUGCGACUGGGCCGGCUGGGAGCGACAUCGCCGAUCGAACCGACGCUGUUCCUGGAGCAGUUUGCGAGCGAGUCAGACCAGGUGUCAGUGUCAGCAGCAGUGGCUAUGGGCCGAGCGGCAGCCGGCAACGUGGGGCUCUACGUGCCGGUGAUACUGCGGGAGAUGGCGAGCGGCAGUAGCACGCAGUACCUGGCGUUGCAGUCGGUCAAGGAGACGCUGCAGCAGGUGGCUGUGGACCGGACGGACAUCAACGCAUACACGGCAGCGAUCUGGGCACAGCUGCUGCAGGCGGCCGGGACGGAGAACAACAAGGCGGUGUGCGCCGAGUGUUUGGGCCGGCUGGCGAUUAUCGCGCCAGCGACGUUUGUGCCGCGUUUGCACGAGCUGCUGCAGGACCAGGGCCAGCAGGCGUCGCGGGCCAUCGCGGUGCAGGCGCUGCGCUACACGCUGCCCGAGUCGGGUGAGGCCUUUGACGCAGUGCUGGGCGAACACCUGGGGGCGAUGCUGAAGACGGCCCUCAGCGACGGCGACAUGGAGAUCCGGCGGCUGGCGAUGACAGCGCUCAACUCGGCGGCCCACAACAAGCCGGAGCUAAUCCUGGGACAGCUGGGCGAGCUGCUGCCGUAUAUCAUGGACGAGUCGCGGGCGAAGCCGGAGCUGGUGCGCGAAGUGCAGAUGGGCCCGUUCAAGCACCUGGUGGACGAUGGGCUGGAGGUGCGCAAGGGUGCGUACGAAACGCUGUAUGCGCUGAUCGAGACGGCGUUUUCGCGCAUCAGCCUGAUCAGUCUGUUUGAACGCGUGAUCGACGGCCUGGCCGACGACCACGACAUCCGUGCCAUGUGCAACCUGAUGCUCUCACGGCUGGCCUAUGUGGCCCCGGCCGAGACGGCGCGCCAGCUGCCCAGCAUUGCCGACAAGUAUCGCGUCAUCCUCUCGACCAAGCUCAAGGACAACGCCGUCAAGCAGGAGCACGAGAAGCAAGAGGACGCUAACAAGAGCGUGUUGCGUGCCACGCUGUUGCUGGCCGACCGCCUGCGGGCCCUUACUGGCGAGGGCUCCAGUGGAUCGACCAAUCCCGGUGGUACCUCUGUUUCGGGCACUUCUGGCCUCGGCCCCAACAACAAGUGGUCCCAGUACUGGGACUGGGUCAACAAGACGUUUGACGCCCAGCUGCGCGUGCUCCGCGACGAGAACCGCGAGCUCGGCACGUCGCUGACCGCCUUUUAG